Nomascus leucogenys (northern white-cheeked gibbon) is the source of this 675-nucleotide messenger RNA. RefSeq lists its product as uncharacterized. The record is from RefSeq and is a predicted model, not a curated record. The coding region runs from base 3 to 455 and encodes 150 amino acids. Lineage: Eukaryota; Metazoa; Chordata; Mammalia; Primates; Hylobatidae. The transcript has 3 exons.
GGAUGCUGAUGUCGGCCGGGGGCUGCUGCUGUGAGGCGCUUGGUAACACCCCGGUCUUGAUACUCUCCAGUUACCCGGUAGGCGGGGCUCGGACACAAAGAAAAGAGAUCUUUGGGGGCUUGGAUGAAGGAACAGGAAAAGAGGAGCCAGGCUUUUUUGGAAAAUUGGCGGCGGUGGUGGCAUACGGGAAACUGAAAUCUUUAUCUAAUCUCAUCCUUUGUAUAUUCAUCUUGGAUUUGUUGAAGAAAAUUAAAAGGCAAGGCCUACCACUCCUAUGGCACAGUAUUGAUGAGAGACAUCAGUGGAGCUCCCCACCUCCACCCCAGGCUUGGAACUUAGGGAAUGACUGGUUUUUGUCAUUUCACACAACAGCUGAAGGAUUCUGUCCCCACCUCGUCCUCUGUGAAGUCUGCUGGACGUACCUGCCAGAAUCUUCUGAAGAUGACGUUUGCUGAACACUGACCCACAGGGGUUUGAUGGAUUAUUGACAAUGAGACAAGCUGUCUUUUCAUCAAUCAGAGAUUCCAGUUGUUUCAGGUCAAUUUCCCAAGACUUCUCUGGCUGGAGAGAAAGAAAGGAUGAGACUAAGAUGAUUCUGAAACAUUUAGGGGGAAUCCUCACUUAUCUCAAGGGUCCAAUGUAAGCAAUAAAGUCUGUCUCUGGCUUCAACCACCA